UCUAGGAGGUGAAGUGUAUAAAAGCCCUAAAAAUUCCCCCAGUCGACCAGUCCUAUCAGAACUUUGGAAGAGCUUAUUGCCCGAAGCCAUGAGCACCAUCUUCCUGUUUUUCGCACUAGUCGCUGGCAUCUUUGCCCAGGAAAAGCCUGGCGCCAUACUUCGACUUAAACAAGAAGCCCUUGAAUAUGGUUCAAGGAUUGCCCCACGAAUUCUUCAGAACAUACUCGACCAAGCCACUUUUGAGAACCUCGAAGACAAGGAUGGUCUAGUCAGCUACAAAUUCAACAAAGUUUCCCUGGAGCAGACAGAGAUUGGAAAUGUCAAAGUGGAGUUCGAUCCAAGUAUCAAUGGCAUUAGUGUCACUCUGCAAAAUUCAGAUUCUUCACUCAGUAUGGAUUAUGAAUCAUCCAUCGAUAUGGUCCUUACCACGAUGCAGCACAGCGGCAGUGCUCAGAUUUCUCUUAAAGAUGUGGAUGUUGAUGUGAAAAUAGCCAUUGAAAUGGAUUCUGAUCGCAUUCCUACAUUAAGAACUCUGGAUUGUAAAGCCAGUAUCAGGAAAUGUGACUUCAGCUUCUCGUCCAUCGUUGUACACUGGAUGUACUCAACAAUGAGUAAAAUUAUACCAAACAAACUCCGUCAAUGGACUGAGGAAAAGUUUUGCAGGGUCAUUUCAGAAUACAUUGACACCAAGACACAAGAGACCAUUAAAUCAGUCAAAUUACAUUCAGUGAUGGAUGACUUGUUCAAAGUUGACUACAGUCCACUCUCCAAAGUCAGUGUUUCUGACAGAUCUAUCGAGGCCGGACACAGGGGUGAAGUUUCAUGGAAAUCAGACAGUUCCCGAAGCAACCUGAAGGCCGAUGACCUCCCCAGGGAAGACCAGGAUGACGAGAACAAAAUGUUCAACCUCUGGCUCGAAGAGUACGUCGCCAAGACCUUCGCUGAGUCUGCUCACAGCCACGACUAUCUUAAAGCCAGAAUUGCCGAAGAUACGAUUUCAGAACAAGAUCAGAGAGAGAAAUUGCGUCUAUCUUACGCUAGCAGUCUUAUUCCUGAGCUCAGCUCCAACAGCCCUGACAGUUAUCUCCAAGUUGAGGUCAGCUCCAACAAGGUGCCAGAUGUUGAGAUCUCAGAGGAGGGUGUCAGAAUUCAACUCCAUGGCGAUGUUCAGGUUUCUUCUGGCAGCGGCUCUAACUCUCAACAGCUAUUCAAAUUGAAAACAAGUGUUAAGCUCCUAGCCAGAGCUCAUGUUGAGGGCAACAGUCUUGUACCUGACAUCUUGAGCUAUGAUGUUGAAACUAGAGAUCUAACUCAGAUGCAAAUCAAUCCCAAGGAGGCCGAUGCUCUGAAAUUCACUCACAUGAUUGUUAGAGAAAUCGCUGUAAAGCAGAUUGACAAGCUGGCGAGAAGAGGACUGCCACUCAUGUCACUCCCAGAUCUUCGUCUCGUUGAUCCAGCCAUUAGAUUCACCAAUGGCUCUGUCAACUUGGCCACUGAUGCCCAAUACAAGGACUUUGAUUAACUUUAUUAAUUGGAAUGAGGGAGAAGAAACUCCUUUAAGAACGAUGCCACAGCAACAUCUCUCUACGUAGAAUGUUAAAGCGUAGAGUCGGCAGUGAACAGAUGUAUUAAUUGACAGGGACAAAAUAAACCAUUGUAUUACUAAUAUGA
Molecule: messenger RNA, 1671 nt
Organism: Biomphalaria glabrata
Lineage: Eukaryota; Metazoa; Mollusca; Gastropoda; Planorbidae
Product: bactericidal permeability-increasing protein-like
Exons: 16
Coding region: 89-1522 (477 amino acids)
Molecular function (GO): lipid binding
Source: RefSeq, a predicted model, not a curated record